AAGACCUAGUGUUGUAAAUUGAUGUCAAUUUGGAGUCACCGAUACUAAUGGCACUAAUAUCCAUAUCAGACAUGACCUCCCGAUUGGUAUACUACUUAACCGACGACUAUUGGGACCAAAUGGGUGAUCCGCGUACACAUGAUCUGCCAUUUGUUUCGGGCGGCAUUUGGCAGAUAUUAACCGUAAUGACUGGCUAUCUAUUGGUAACACGCAAACUGUUGCCCGUCUUUAUGGCCAAUCGGUCGGCGUAUGACAUGAGACGACCGAUGUUUAUCUACAACAUAGUGAUGGUUGCGGCCAAUGCCUACCUGUUUGUUGAAGCAGUGGGCGCUUGUGAGCUCGGACGGGUAUUUUUGAAUUUCAAAUAUCCGGACCAAACGGACCGAUCGGUUGGUACGAUGCGAUUCUUGAGCAUUGAAUGGCUCUUCUGGAUGACCCGUUUUCUCGAUCUAUUGGAUACCGUAUUCUUUGUAUUGCGCAAAAAGGACAGUCAGAUAACAUUUCUACAUCUCUAUCAUCACACUGUUGUACCCAUACUGUGCUGGCUGUGCCUCAAAGUCAACCCGAAGGCACCGAUUGUACUGUUGUUCGGUAUUUGCAAUACACUGAUCCACGUAAUUAUGUACACUUACUACGGAUUGGCCAGCUUUGGACCGGCUAUUCAGCGGUACUUGUGGUGGAAAAAGUACAUAACCGUCGCACAGAUCAUCCAGUUUGCCAUUUGUGGUACAUAUGGUGUCGUACUAUACUUCAUGCAAACGGGUUAUCCGAUGAGUUGGUUUGUGGUCGCCGUCGGCCAGAAUCCGCUCUUCUUUUUCCUAUUCUAUGACUUCUAUCGCCAAACAUAUCGUCAAAAGAAGCGACAAAUUAUUAUUGAGAAAAAACAACAUUCAAAAAGUCAUACAAAUUAA
This is a messenger RNA of Oppia nitens, 911 nucleotides long. Its product is annotated as elongation of very long chain fatty acids protein AAEL008004-like. Gene Ontology annotation, biological process: very long-chain fatty acid biosynthetic process; sphingolipid biosynthetic process; fatty acid elongation, saturated fatty acid. The record is from RefSeq and is a predicted model, not a curated record. The coding region runs from base 48 to 911 and encodes 287 amino acids. Gene Ontology annotation, molecular function: fatty acid elongase activity. Gene Ontology annotation, cellular component: endoplasmic reticulum membrane. NCBI's taxonomy places the organism in Eukaryota, Metazoa, Arthropoda, Arachnida, Sarcoptiformes, Oppiidae. The transcript has 2 exons.